Molecule: messenger RNA, 375 nt
Organism: Saccharomycodes ludwigii
Lineage: Eukaryota; Fungi; Ascomycota; Saccharomycetes; Saccharomycodales; Saccharomycodaceae
Gene: SHG1
Product: Shg1p
Exons: 1
Coding region: 1-375 (124 amino acids)
Source: RefSeq, a predicted model, not a curated record
AUGGAAAACAACACAAUUAAAGACUCAACACCGGAGAAAAUUGCAACAAACUUUAAGAAGAAAGGUUAUUUUGAUAAUAUCAAAAAGGAAAUAAUCAAUAAUCAUAAAAGCAUAUCGGGCAACCAAACUAUACAGGAAUAUAUUACAGAAUCUGUAACUAAAUUUGUUCAAGAUAUGGUGUACAAAGAUCAUUCCUUACUAUUUAAAAACAACAAAGCAACAUCGAUGUCAUUAAUAGAAUCAAAGUAUUUCAAAGCAAACAAACCAAACAUAGAUGAGCUUAUAAAGACUACGAUCACUGACAAUUCGGAAGUUAAAAAAAUAAUAGAAGCACAGCUUCAAGAGCUUGUAGAGUUUUCGGAUCCUAGUAAAUAA